GUGGGGGCAGGUGGGAGCAGAGUUGCCUUCACAAAACCAGAGACAGAAAUUAGUCUCUCUCAGGACACUAGGGGGGACCCCAAACUGAAUAGGAUCAGGGCCAGAGCUGGGGAUCUGGGACAGGAAAGGGGCCCAGACAGGAUGAAACAAAACCAGGUCGGGGGCAAAUGUCAGAGGGGAAACACCCACUUGAAUUUCCCUGACACCCAUUUCCUCGUUUGAAGCUUUCUCGAUGCACAGGAGAAGGUGAUCAGUUUACUGAGCGGGCCUGGGAGCCAGGACUCCUGGGUUCUCACCCCACUUUGCUGCAGGAUCCUGAGCAAGAUAUGUCAGUGCCUCAGUUUCCCACACACACCCAGAUCAGAGAGCCUGUCCCAAGGAUUUCUGCAGCCAGCCCAUACCUCGUGAGCUACACCCAAUCCUUGCGAAAGCCCCACCUCGAGGUACAGCCUUCCAAGAGACAGAGAAACCCACAGGGCUUGGGCAGCGGGUCCAAGGAUCAGUUCCCCUCCCUCUUCACAACUUGGGCCCUACGUCUAGUCAGGAUGGUUCUGGCUUCACCUCCCAGCCACCGGCUCCUGCUCUGCCUUUGCCGCUGAGCCUGGAGGGCGGAACAAACCCCGGCUCAGCCCAGCCAGCCGCGAGGGGCAGAAUGCGGCUUUCCAGGCAGGUCCACACAGGCAUGAAAAGAAACACGCUUAAAGCACGUGACUUGGCCCCAGCCACGUUCUCGGCAUCAUGCAUGAACAUGGUUAUUCUGGGAGGGUGGACAGGCCGCGAGCACCUCUCCUCCCCGCUGCUCAUUUCACUUUCGGGCUGAGCACACGGGUUGGCUUCAGAGAAGCCCAGGUGGUAGGUCGGGGCUGCGGCAGAGAGGCAGGCAGAGAGGGCUGCCGGGGCAGCAGGUCUCCCCCGGGCCAGAGACGCUGCGUGCCCAGGGCGACAGGGAGCAUUAGAGGCGGGUGGGGUUGGAGGAAUGUCAGCGGGAUUGAGAGCAAUGGAGGGGGCGGGUUUGGUGAAGCGAACGCUGGCAGAACUGUGUUCCGAGAGAGGGAUGUGCCAGGACUCCUGGGUUCUCCCCAGCUCCAGGAGCAAGGCUGGUUCAGGGGCCUGGCUGUGAGGCUACCUGGGUUCUUCUCCCGGCAACACCACAGCCCCAGCCUGCGACCUCAGGGAAGUCCCCACGCUGUCCCUGGAUUGCCCCCCCCUCGUCUCUCCGGACUGGAAGUUCUCUGGGGCAGGGACCCUACGUGCAGCGCCUGGUGUGGCAAGCGCUCAGGCUGCUAUCGCAAUACGCCCAGGAAAGGCGCGUCCGCCAGACAGAGAGCAGGAAAUGGUGCAGCUUUCACACCAAAGCUGCUCCCGAGUUCUUCAGCCACACCAGGGAAAACGCCAGCUUGUGGCAACCAAAAUUUUCCGUGUAAACGUGCCAGUUUCGAUGCCGCGGGUUUCUGGGUGCCAGAGUGGGAUUUCAGGUCAGAACCAGGGACCUGCCUCUGCCCCGGAAUAGCCAACAGCCCAGUGAUCAGAGCAUGGCGGUGCUGGGAACCCCGAUGCCACUCCCUGCUCCGCCUGAGGCAGAUGUCACUAUCCCAGGCGAGGACCCUGACCACCAGGCCAUGGGGCCAGUGUGUAAUUAUUACACAGAGUGGAACAGCUCCAACCCAGCAGCUGGAGAGAGGGACCCUGACUCUAGCCUGGUGGAACCCUAAGCUGGGAUGUGCCGGCGAGAUUUUCAGUUUUCCUCUGAAAAUCCAAGCCUGAGACAGUAAGAUCGAGCUUACCAAAUGCAGGGUUAUGCAAGGGACAAUCAUCCCUUUGCCUUGGGUUCCUGGCACGCCCCAAGGUCAGUGGAAUGGAACGAUCUGAAGUAUGUUUGUACUGCACCGAGCACAGCUGGGGCUGGGUCCAGGCCUGGGACUUGGAGGCACUAAUUAGUUUUCCACCUAGCCCUCCUGGUUGCAGGGAAAAACUUGAAAAUGCAACCUGAGUGUGACCCCAAAGGCUCGGCCAGGAGCAGGCACCAAAGAAGAAUCUGUAUAAAAUCUCCUGAUUUUCAAGCCAAACUCAUGAUUUUGAGAGCUCAGGGUUGGCCCCUCCAAGGUAAAAACAGACUGGUCAGUUUCACACUUGCUUAGAGUCAGUUUUAGUCAAUUUCACUCUGGGGUUCUCAGGCACCAGCACCAGGCCCUGAGGAACGCCAGGUUGCGGGGAAGGCUCAGCUCUGGGCUGGGAGUCUGACAAUCUACGGUCAAUUCUUGGUCCUGCCACCACGUCAUGGCAAGGCCAUGCCUCAGUUUCCCCAGCUGCGAAACAGCACUGACGCUGACAUCUUUUGCAAAGCGCUUGGAGACACGAGAAUGAGGGAGGCGGUUGUCAUCCUUAUUAAAAUGCUGUUUCUGGAGGAAAUAUUUGUACUGAAUGAAAGUUUGAUCAACGCCUCUGAGAAUUUAAAAACAAAACCCAGACACAAAACUCACAAACACAAGAGCCCAGAUUUACUUUGACUGGUCAGAAAACCGAGAUCAUUGUGAAAGCCACCGCUCAGGUCUGCAUUCACCCACCAGCUCCUGCAAUGACACUUGGAUGACUCAGUCACAGAGGGACAGGAACCUCCAGUGAUGCUAAACUUGGCCUGCAGGAGAAUUGUCCUCCCUCUCUCUCUCUCCCCUUCUCCACCCUGCCACAGGAAAUGGUUGGUGACAUCACUAAUUAUCACAACAACACAUGCCUGGGCAGUGAUGCCAGCUGGGUGUGGCUGAUACCAUGACAUUCCUCAAUGCAUUUUUUUUCCUUCUAGUGCUACCUACAUUUGCAAAGAUUUAUUUCAUUUCUGGACGGGGUGAAGCUGCUGCUAGGCCGUGGGGCUGCAGGGCAGUGGUGGGUCACGGUGCCCAGCGCCCACCAUCUGAGCCGGGUUCUCAGAAGGGCUCAGGUGCCAGGACGCAAUGCCAAGGAGCGGGUGCUGGGUCGCCUAGAGGCUACCGUAAUCCACCUAAUAAAUCACGUAAAGUGCCCGGCUCAUGGCGCCUUGACUGGAGCUUUCGGGUGCUACCGUAUUACCCCUCAUUAAUAAUGACAUUACCCGAGUAACAUCCCACCCCACAGCUCCCAUUGUGACACUCUCUCCAAGCGCCUUUUGAAAAGCCCGACCACCACGCUGGGAUCUUUGCAAGCUCCAGGCCUGAUCUGUGGGUGCCAGGCCUUCGGGAAGCUUGGCCUAGUUGACGUAUCCCUCGCACCCGUUUCACGCACAUGUUUAACCCCCCCCUACAAAGCUCAUGGCGCAUCUCAGAAGUGGGAAGUGAGGCAUGUGGGGAAAUUGGUGCAGGAUCGAGGUUUAUGGGCCAAUUUUUUUUUUAAACUAACAGAAACAUCGAAAACUGUCAGGUAUAAAACAAACAGCAGCGAGCGCCGCUCCCACAGCACGUGACCGAGGGCGGGUGGGAUCAUUAACCCCAUUUCACAGAACCAGAAAUUGAGGCACAGAGCAAGAAGUGACUUGCCCAGGAUGCUAGAACCAGGCCACCUGGAUACCAGGCCGUGCUUUACCGCUAGGCCACACAGCCUCCCUGUUGCCCAGAUUUCCAUAUGGACACCUACACGGCCAUGUUGUAAUUAUUCUGCUCGGAACUGGGGUUCCCCCCAAGCACCCCAACACUGCAGUUCCUUUUUCAGGUGUGGGCCUUGCCAGCUCAGACCCAGAGACCCUAGUCUAGCCUCCUCCGUGUCCAGAACCCCACCCCCAAGGCCUGUAACAGACCCCAAACCUCUGGCUGAGUCACUGACGUCCUCAGAUCCUGGUUUCAAGACUCCAAGUUACAGAGAAUUCACCACUGACACUAGCUGAAACCUGCAAGUGCCCCAAGGUGCAGAGGAAGGCGAAAACCACCCAGGGCCUCUGCCAAUCUGACCCGGGCAGAAAUU
This is a messenger RNA of Chelonoidis abingdonii (Abingdon island giant tortoise), 3927 nucleotides long. The record is from RefSeq and is a predicted model, not a curated record. Lineage: Eukaryota; Metazoa; Chordata; Testudines; Testudinidae.